Molecule: messenger RNA, 532 nt
Organism: Xenia sp. Carnegie-2017
Lineage: Eukaryota; Metazoa; Cnidaria; Anthozoa; Malacalcyonacea; Xeniidae
Exons: 3
Coding region: 83-379 (98 amino acids)
Source: RefSeq, a predicted model, not a curated record
AUUAUUGACGACACUGAGUGAAGAUCUUAGUAAUUUUUCAAGACAAAUCCUCACUAAAAAGGACGACAUAUAAUUUUACAAAAUGAACACAAGAUUUCUACUACUGGUCAUAUGCAUUUCAAGCAGUUUUGCAACGAAUUACACAGACGUGAAAUGCUACCAAUACCCUGAACCAACAAACGGUAGACUCAGUUGUCGUAAAGACGUAACAUCAACCAUUAACUGUCAUGUGGUUUGCAAUGCCGGUUUUGAUGUGGAAUUUCUACAAGCUGAAUCCUAUAAAUGCUCACCAGAUGGAAAAUGGACAGUUGAACCAGAUGUGAUGACGGUACCAUGGCCGAACUGUAUAGUAUAUGGACCUGGAAUGCCGAUACCAUAGAGAUUGCGCGUGGUUUGAGAUGAGAUCAAAGAAAAUAGAACAUACAACGAAAGGCGUUAUUUUAAUUUAACUAUUGUCUUGAUUAAAAAUCAUUAUCAUUCUUACACAAAUAGUGAUAUAGAAACUUGAUUAAAAUGAAUACUGAUAAUGAAA